UCGCGCUUUUGAGGAGCUCCCGAUCGCUGGAGAUAUUUCGCAUGGUUCUAAUGGUUGCUUCCACUUCCUUGCUGCCUCUCAGGCCAGCUCUCUCCUCCUAUUCGAACCCUAAUGGACGAAAGCCUAGCGAAUCCCGCAUCUUCUUUUCAGUUGCUUUGAAGCCCUCUUUGCUGAUGCUCCAAGCUCCUCCCUGUGGCUUUUCCGCCAUGGUGUUCGCUCGCCGGAGUAAAACCAGCUCCAGAACAUUUGAAACGGAAUGUUCUAAGUCGAAGGCAAAAGUGGAAGUUGAUGAAGGCGAUGGUGAUGGUGAAGAAGGUGAACUUGAUGAAGAUGCUUUUGAGGCUCUUUUCAGCCAACUGGAAGAAGAUUUAAAGAAUGAUGGCAUGUUGGAUGAUGACUUUGAUGAUGAGAUCACUGAAGAAGAUCUUGCUAAGCUUGAAAAGGAGUUCGCAGAUGCACUUGGUAUUGGUGGUGGUGAUGAUGAUGAUGAUGAUGCAUCCUCAGAGGUUUCACCUACUGAUGCAGACAGAAUGGAUGAGCAGGAGGAAGAAGAAACAAGGCCAAAGCUUAAAAAUUGGCAAGUUAGGAGACUGGCUCAUGCUUUGAAAAUUGGACGCCGUAAAACCAGUAUAAAGAAUCUUUCAGCCGAGCUUGGGCUGGACAGAGCCUUUGUACUUGAAUUGCUUCGUGACCCCCCUGCAAAUAUUCUACUCGUGUCUUCCUCUUUACCAGAUAAAAUCACAGAGACACAAAAUGAACCUGAGCCUGAGCCUGAAAUUAAAAUGGAAACUGUAGAGGUUUCACCAGCUGCAGAAAUGCAUGUUGCAAAGAGGGAACCUGAGAUAAAGGAGCCAGUUCAUGUCAUGCAGACAAGAUGGUUCAUGCAGAAGAGACUGAAGAAAGUGCAAGUUGAAACCCUUGAAAGGGUUUAUUUAAGAACAAAGCGCCCCACGAACUCAAUGAUCAAUAGCAUUGUACAUAUGACAAAUCUGCCUUGGAAAAGGGUGGUCAAAUGGUUUGAGGACAAGAGGCUCCAGGAUGGAAUCCCUGAGCAGCGUGUUCCCUAUCGGCGUUCCCGCGCAUGACACCAUCUCUGCCAGAUGAUUGUAUGAUUGCAGUUGAUAUUCUCAUCAAAAUCAUCUAUUUGAGGAUCAAUGAUCAAUAGUCAGUUUCUGCAAGGGCCACACUGCCGCACUAGUUUGUGUGCCGAAAAAUUGCUUGAGAAAUCCAUGACAUAUCUUCUACUAACUCUGUUGUUCAAGGAGCCUGUUUGUGAGGUACAAGGUUAACUUUCUUUUUCUCUUUUGUUUGCAUGGUGUUUCAGCAUGUUUUAAAAAUUCUGUAACCUCAUUUGUUCCAUAAUUAGAUUUUAACCCAAAAAAAAGCAAUGGUAUCUCUAACACUUGGCUCUUCAUUCUCUUUCCAGUUUGUUCUAACAUUUUAUGUAUCAAUCAAGCAAGCAUAAACUGGUGGUUUCUAAUGCAGUAAUGUUAAACAGAA
This is a messenger RNA of Dioscorea cayenensis subsp. rotundata (Guinea yam), 1500 nucleotides long. RefSeq names its product protein OVEREXPRESSOR OF CATIONIC PEROXIDASE 3. Gene Ontology annotation, biological process: regulation of transcription by RNA polymerase II. Gene Ontology annotation, molecular function: DNA binding; DNA-binding transcription factor activity, RNA polymerase II-specific. Lineage: Eukaryota; Viridiplantae; Streptophyta; Magnoliopsida; Dioscoreales; Dioscoreaceae. The coding region runs from base 42 to 1085 and encodes 347 amino acids. The record is from RefSeq and is a predicted model, not a curated record. Gene Ontology annotation, cellular component: nucleus. The transcript is spliced from 4 exons.